UAGAAUUAUGCGCAACCUUUGCAGCGGGGUAGCCGCUAGCAGGAGCACGUUUUUGUAGUUGCGAACUCUUUAGUAUGAACUCGUGAAGAUGUAUGCUGUAGUACGCGCUACUGUACAGUUAUCUCGCUGUUGUGUAGCGUGUACUCACCUGAAGAAAAGUCUCUUACAGUCAAUCGAAAGUGGUCGUGAGCACUGCAUUCAGCAUCACGGUGCACGAAGUAUACACACAUCACAUAGUCUUUUCAAAAGAGACUAUUACGAAGUAUUAGGCGUGUCUCGGAAUGCUAGCCAGAAGGACAUCAAAAAGGCGUACUACCAGCUCGCGAAGAAGUACCAUCCAGACACAAGUAAAGGAGACCCAGAGGCCGCUAAGAAAUUCCAGGAGGUGUCUGAAGCCUACGAGGUCCUGAGUGACGACACCAAGCGGCAACAGUUUGACCAAUGGGGUUCAACUGGUCCAGAGAUGCCUGGUGGUGGAGGUGGUGGGUGGGGAGGACCCACCGGUGGCUUCCAUGCCAGCAUUGAUCCUGAGGAGCUGUUCCGGAGGAUUUUUGGAGACCUCGGAGCCCGCACCGGAUUCUCAGACUUUGACUUUUCGGAAUCUCAGUUUGGCUUCGGGGGAGCUCAAGAGGUUAUCCUGCAGUUGACAUUUCAGCAGGCUGCACGAGGCAUCAACAAAGACGUUUCCGUCAACGUUGUGGACACCUGUCCGCGAUGUAGUGGGUCAAGGUGCGAACCAGGUUCCAAGGCUGCACGCUGUCCUUAUUGUAAUGGCAGUGGUAUGGAAACAGUAAGCACAGGUCCGUUUGUGAUGCGAAGCACCUGUCGUCACUGCCACGGGACUCGGAUGCACAUCCGCUACCCAUGUACAGAGUGUAACGGGAAAGGUACCACGGUCCAGCGAAAGAUGGUUACUGUGCCAGUACCAGCAGGUGUAGAGGACGGCCAGACUGUACGCAUGCAAGUUGGCAAGAAGGAACUCUUUGUUACGUUCAAGGUAUCGCGUAGCGACUACUUCAAGCGGGACGGAGCUGACAUUCACACGGAGGCCGCAGUCAGUCUCUCUCAAGCCGUGCUGGGGGGGACGGUUCGAGUGCAGGGUAUCUACGAGGACAUCAUGCUCCAGAUUCCAGCCAAUACGUCGUCCCAUACAAAGAUCCGGCUAGCUGGGAAGGGCAUCAAGCGGCUCCAGAGUUCCGGUUACGGUGACCACUAUGUCACGGUUAAAGUUGUAAUACCCAAGAAGAUGUCGCCCAAGCAGAAAGCACUCAUUCAGGCUUACGCUGAACUGGAAGAGGACACAGCAGGAACGAUAGAUGGCAUCGUUAACACUAGGGAUGGGAACAAGAACACUUACGCUGGCCGGGAAGAACCGGAACAAGAAGAAAAUACUGGCCUUUUGAGCAAGAUUAAGAAGGUGAUUUUCGGAUGAGCUCACAGAGGAAAUCCGUUCUUCUUCUAGGCCGCACCGUGAUGCAUGACGAGCGGGGCUUCGUAGGACAGAUACGUGCCGCUCUAGACCAGGACAUAGACAUUGAGCACAAGAAGGACAACAACAAGGCAUAGAGCAACUUCCCCAUGUUGUAAGAAAUUAAAAUUAUCUGUUUAGAAAA
Molecule: messenger RNA, 1613 nt
Organism: Ornithodoros turicata
Lineage: Eukaryota; Metazoa; Arthropoda; Arachnida; Ixodida; Argasidae
Product: protein tumorous imaginal discs, mitochondrial-like
Exons: 11
Coding region: 89-1432 (447 amino acids)
Biological process (GO): mitochondrion organization; protein folding; negative regulation of apoptotic process
Cellular component (GO): mitochondrion
Molecular function (GO): ATP binding; heat shock protein binding
Source: RefSeq, a predicted model, not a curated record